AUGUCGUUACGGCAUACUGACCGAACACUGACAGGACUUUCUUUGUUUUGUUUUUUGAAGGGUCAUCCUAAUUCAAGAUCUUUUCGGAUAAAGUCGAUUCCUUUUUACAAAGAUCUGUGUUUGAUUUACUCCUCCGAUGGAAUGUCUGAGCAGAAAGCUCCGGAGAGUAUUACUGAGGGAGAGACCAACACUUGUAAUGAGGAAGAUGAAGAAGGCCACAACAGAAUAUGUGAACCAAUCAAAGGAAGCAGCAUCUCACGGAUCGAUUGCCUUUCCUUGCCCAUGUUGCAAGAUGGUAUUAAUCCUUUGAGCAUCUCAACUUGUGAACACUAUGAAUCGACAUAA
This is a messenger RNA of Eruca vesicaria subsp. sativa (arugula), 345 nucleotides long. Lineage: Eukaryota; Viridiplantae; Streptophyta; Magnoliopsida; Brassicales; Brassicaceae. The record is from the annotation of a GenBank genome assembly.